Messenger RNA from Triticum turgidum subsp. durum (durum wheat), 1107 nucleotides. Lineage: Eukaryota; Viridiplantae; Streptophyta; Magnoliopsida; Poales; Poaceae. The record is from the annotation of a GenBank genome assembly.
AUGAUGCCACGGCACUCGCCUGAACGCCGCCGUCACGGUAGUCUCAGCUCGCCUGCGUCGGCUGCCACGGGCGCUUGUGCACCGCUGCCGGAGGAGCUCAUCUUCGACGUCCUUUCCAGGGUUCCGGUGAAGUCAGCGUGCCGCUUCCGGUGCGCGUCAAGGGGGUGGCACGCGCUCAUCUCCGAUCAGGCCUUCCUCGCCGCUCACAGAUCACGCCACGCCGAGCCGCUCCUCGUCACCAUCACCUCGUCCCCGCAUCACGCCGGCGGAGGCCGCGAUCUGCGCCUGAUGGACAUGGAUGGCAAUGUUGUGAGGGUGACGAAGGGCGCAGGUGGCCUCACGCUGCUCUCCACGAGCAUGGAUGAGCUCGUCGGCGUCGCAGAAGUUUCUUCCUCUCGCGUGAUCGACCCGGCCACCGGAGAGGUGCUCGCGUAUUCCUCGCCGAAGCAAGUGUUCGGGUUCUACAUCAUGUUUGGUUUCGGUCGCGCCAUCCCAUCCGGUGCGUACAAGAUGGUACGCCUCGUGAACAACCAGACCUUCGAGGUCUUCACUUUAGGAGACAAAAACACAAGGUGGAGGAGGUCGAAGCUACCCCCAAUUCGUGUCAACGGAUGCUCUCAAGUCACCGCCAAUGGCGUCAUGUACUUCAUGGUCUCAAGGCAACUAGACGAUGACGGCUUGCUUCGCUUUGAUCUCGAGAGCGAAGAGUGGAAGCCGGCCAUAAAAGGCCCGCCGAUAGCAUCAAGCCCCGAGGAGUGGUGGAAUGAUGCACAAUCGGUCCGCAUAGCGGAGCUCAACGGUUUCUUGUGUGUGAUUCAAUCGGAGAUGCAAGCAAGCACCAACGUAUGGCUCCGUGCUGAUGAUUCUUGGAUCAAAGCGUACUCGAUCCCGGCAGCCCCCUCGUCCUAUUAUUACAUGCCAUUGAGGGUGACACACGAUGGUGGUAAGUUGAUAUUCUACUGUUUUUUCCAUGGACAAGGACACUUGCUCCGAGCCUACGAUCCUGCCACCAACACAUGUACAACGCUACGGAGAUUAGACGACAGUACUGAAAAAGUUGGCCUUUGCAGUUUGCACUUGGACCGUUUUGUCUUGAACAAGAUCUAG